Stylonychia lemnae is the source of this 522-nucleotide messenger RNA. The record is from the annotation of a GenBank genome assembly. Lineage: Eukaryota; Ciliophora; Spirotrichea; Sporadotrichida; Oxytrichidae.
AUGGAUUAAAGAUAGAAAAGUGAAUACCAAGGAUUCUCAUGGCAUUCCCUGUAGGAUUAAAAUUCAAUUGUUUACUUUGCAGUAACUCACAAAGAUUUUCCAGAUGAUAUCUGUUCCAGAUUUUUAAAGCAAAUCACGAACCAAUUAUACUAAAAUGAAGCAGAUUUCAAAAAAGAUCCAUAGAAUGUCAUAUCAUUAAGUUAAAAUGCAAGAAUAAGUAUCCAUGAACUGCACUCAAAAUAUCAAGAUCAUAAAAAUCUUGAUAAAACUAUAGUAGCAUAGAGUACUCUGGAAAAAGUGACAGGAAUGAUGAAGUAAAAUAUUGGAAAGAUCAUUGAUAACAGGAAUGAAUUCAAUGAUCUAGAAAAUAAGAGUGGAAAUUUAAAGGACACUGCUUCAAGAUUUAGGAUGAACAGUGCUAAAUUAGAAUAACAAGCAAAAUGGAGAAAUCUUAGAAUGAAGUUAAUCAUUUUAGCAAUGAUUGUGCUUUUGACAAUUACUAUCUUUUGGCUAGUCUAUUGA